AUGCAAAAUUUAUUAUGUAAUAAAAAAAUUAUUAAUAAAAUUAAUAUUUUAUGUUUUAUAGAUAAUUAUAGUAUAUUUAGUAAAAAUAGUAAAGAAUAUAAAGAAAUUUUUAAAUUUAUGUAUGUAUUAACAAAUCAAAAACCAUUAUUUUUAAAUUAUAAAUUAAAUAUUAAUAAGUUUUUUAUGGCUAAAGUUCUUUUGGUAAAUAAGUAUAAAAUUAAUUGUUUUUUAUUAGAAUUAUUUAAAAAUAUAACUUUAUUUAAUUUUAAUAGAAAUUUAAAAAAUAUUAAAUUUUAUAAAUUUGAUAAAUUUUUUAAUUUUAAUAUAUAUAUAAAUAAUAGUAAAUUUAAUUUUUUUACAGAUAAGUAUAAUUUAAAUGAUAAAUUUAAUUUUAAAAAUAUAAAUUUUAUUAUAAAUAUUAUAUUUAAAAAUAAUAUAAAUAAUAAAUAUAGAUUAUAUUAUUUAAUUAAAAAUAAUUUUAAAAUAAUUAAUUAA
Babesia microti strain RI is the source of this 495-nucleotide messenger RNA. NCBI's taxonomy places the organism in Eukaryota, Apicomplexa, Aconoidasida, Piroplasmida, Babesiidae. The record is from the annotation of a RefSeq genome assembly.